UCCACGCCUUCAGGGAUCUCAGAGCUACACCGCAGCCCCCAGCUCGAGCAUGUGGCCAUCUCGUCCCCUUACCGCAGUCGCCAGAGAGCUUCCUGGAUAGAACAGGCUAACUUAACUGGUGGAUCGACCGAACAGAAGCGUGCCUUUUCUUUUGAGCACGUCUCAAGUUCCCCUGGACUCCGGCGUGCCCAGAGAUCCUCCACUUCUUCAGAGCUUCAAAGAACUCCCCAGUCGGAGCAUGGGCCACUCAACUCUCCCUUCAGAUCAGAAAGAACCACCCCACAGUCUGAGAACCUACCGCCCAAUUCGCCGUUUAGAACUGACAGACAAAGGGCAUCUCAACAACCUGAUCAUCCAACACCAAUAUCCUCCUUCAGGUGCGAGUGCCUGUCCCCGCAAAUAGACAACGCAAAGAAUGCAGCUAUCUGCAGCGACCAGCAGCAUUCGCCCAAAACAGCCGUCAGACAACACAGCAUCGAUAUAACAGUGGCCACGUAUUCCAAACCUAAGCUUGUCCGACUGAGAUCCGAACCCUGCACAUCCAGCAUGUCCGACCUGCCUAUCCGCAUCCAGCCACACGAGGGCCGCGGCAACAGGAGGAGACGGGAAGAACUUAAACGGUCGCAGUCGUUUGAAGCUAGUUCCUCAUCCUGCCAAGAAGCGUUGUGGACAGGUAUCAAUGUGCCCAAUCAAUUGAUCAUUACUCGACCCCAGCUCUCGAGGGCAAGACUAAACAGAAAACAUCUUUCCCUGCAGCUUGAAGGUUUGCCAGGAGAUCUAAACCUAUCCCGAGGAGACGCCCCCCUCCUCUUCCACGACACACAUGGCGACAACAUUCAGCUCCUCAACAACAAGACACGGGCCAGGCGCCACGAGAGCUUCUGUAAAGGGAUCUGCUUCAGCAACAGACCCAUCGCAAUUAACGAGAGGGUGUACGUCAAGUUCGUGGAGACCAACACCAGUUGGAGUGGGGUCCUGAGGUUUGGGUUCACCAACAUCAACCCCGCCACGGUCAGGGGCAGCGACCUGCCCAGGUACGCCUGCCCUGACCUGACCAACAAGCCGGGCAACUGGGCCAAGGCUCUGGGUGAGCGCUACACCACCAGCAACAUCCUGCUGCACUUCAGCGUCAACCGCGCGGGGGACGUGUACUACGGCGUGAACGGCGAGGAGAAGGGGCUGUUCUUUAGCGGGGUGGCCACCAACCUGCCGCUGUGGGCCAUGCUGGAUAUCUACGGCAACACUGUCGGGGUGGAGUUUUCUCACGCUAAUGCCGAAAUUGAACCUCCAGCCAACGCAGCACAAUUUGAUGCCAGCCCCCAGCCUUCAGAGAUAGACCACUUCACAUUCAUGUCUAUAUCAGACCCUCCCAGCACCCCCACGGGCCUGCCUGUCAACUACCAUGCUGGCAUACCCCUGGCACCCCUCCACCUCCACACCCUGCAGGGCAAGAACAUCAGAAUCAACACAGACAGGACCAUAGCUGUCAGGCUCAGGGAGGAGUACUGUAAUGCUUUUGUGUUUACCAGCAGACCAGUUAGAUGUGGGGAGACUAUAGUCAUCCAGGUUUUGGGCAUUGACCGCUCCUACAUUGGUGGACUGGGAUUUGGACUAACUGCCUGUGACCCUUCCAAAGUUGACCCCAAUACCCUACCAGAUGACUCGGAUCUUCUCUUGGACAGGCUGGAGUACUGGGUGGUCAACAAAGAUGUUUGUAGAAAUCCUGAAGUUGGGGAUGAACUCAGCUUUUAUUUAACUGAAUCUGGUGAAGUAAAAUAUGCACGCAACAACCAAGCUCCUGUUACGUUGAUGCACGUAGACCGUACACUUCCAUUGUGGGCUUUCUUUGAUGUGUACGGCAACAUUCAAAAAAUUAAACUCAUUGGAACAACGAUGACCCCAAUUCAAGGUCGUCUGGCUCGCUCACAGUCCUUCACCAACUACACCAGCAGCUUACCAACUACUGGAGGGGCGUCAUCAUUCAAUGAACUUGGUUCCGCCUUUGCCAACGCGGCCCUGGCUGUAGCUAUGCCUCCAGCUGGUGGCUCAGGGCCCAUGUCCCUACCUGCGCACGUCUUAAGGAGCAACAGUGUGCCUGUCACCUGCAUCUCACCUGUGCAAGAAUCUGGUGAUGGGCUCCGGUUUGGUCUGCACCCCAAAUCUCUCCCCACGACCCCCCUCUCACCAAACAUCCCGCAGGAGGAUGGGGCGUCAGACUGCAAGGUUUGCUGGGAGCAGACCAUCAACUGUGUGCUCUACACCUGCGGACACAUGUGUCUGUGUUUUGACUGUGCCACCACUAUCCGUAAUGAGAAAGGACUCUGCCCCAUCUGUAGACAGAUAAUCCAGGAUGUGAUAAAGAUCUACAGAUCUUAGCAAAGAUAGCAUUUCUCUUGUUGCUGGUUUUCUAUGGAUUAUAUUUUCACAUGUGAUCAGUACACUACAGCACAGGUUCAACUGUGUCAGGUGGUUCAACCGCCUG
Physella acuta is the source of this 2482-nucleotide messenger RNA. Its product is annotated as protein neuralized. Lineage: Eukaryota; Metazoa; Mollusca; Gastropoda; Physidae. Gene Ontology annotation, molecular function: ubiquitin protein ligase activity. The record is from RefSeq and is a predicted model, not a curated record.